AUGGCGUAUAAUCCAGAUACCAUGUCGUUUGACAUGCCCGACACGGACACCGUUUAUGUCAGCGGCCUUCCGCCCAACACGACGGAGCAAGAUCUGGCCGAGUACUUCGGCUCUAUCGGAAUCAUAAAGAUCGACAAGAAGACCAAGAAGCCAAAAAUUUGGCUAUACCGAGAUAAGGCUACGGGAGAGCUCAAGGGUGACGGGACUGUCACGUAUGAUGACCCGUUCUCGGCAGCAUCAGCUGUGCAAUGGUUUGGCAACAAGGAUUGGAAAGGUUCGAUGCUCCAGGUCACCUUGUCCCAAAAGAAGCAAGCCGGUGGUGGAUAUGGUGGAGGAUAUGGAGGCGGAGGUGGUGGUGGUGGUGGUGGUGGCUACGGCGGUGGCGGUGGCUACAACGAUGGUUACAACAAUGCCCCACCACCUGGAGGUGGGCGUCCAGGCGACUGGGGUUGCAGCAAAUGUGGCAACAACAAUUUUGCGUUCCGCCAGAAAUGCCACAAGUGCGGAACGCCUCGGUCGUCUGCGAGCGGCCCAGCCGGUGGUGGAGGCGGUGGUGGUGGUGGCGGUGCAGGUGCAGGAGAUGGUGGCUACGGCGGCGGUUACGGUGGCGGUGGUGGUGGCGGUUACGGUGGCGGUGGUGGUGCCGGUGGUAGUGCCGGUUAUGGGGCUGCCGCUGGAACUCCGCCGGCCCCCGCUGCUGGUGGCGCAGCUGCGCCGCCCAGCGACAAGCCCCGUGUCGUUGCCGCACCCCAGGGCCCUCCUGGGCUAUUUGCUCCAGAUGAUUGGCCUUGCCCAAGCUGCGGCAACGUCAACUGGGCCCGUCGCAACAAGUGCAAUAUGUGCGGCACGUCCAAGCCCGGCACUGUGGACAUGCGACGCGAGGGUCAGGGUGGUGGCUUUAAGGAACUGGACGAGCAGGAGCUCGAGGAGGCCAGGCGGCGGCGGAAGGAGUACGAGGAGCAGGAUGUGUAUGACGAGUUUGGCCGCCUGAAGAAGCAGUUCCGUGGCACGAGCGAGGCGGACCGUAAGGCACGCGAAGAGGCAGCGCUAGCCCGGCUGCGUGGCGAAUACAACCCCGCGCCCAGCGCAGCAGAACGUGCCGGAGGGCAUGGGGACGAUCGUGGAGGUCGUGGAGACGAUCGCCGCGACCGCCGCGAGCGUAGCCGCAGCCGCAGUCGGGACCGCGGCGGCGAUCGUGAUCGGGGCGGUGACCGGGACCGUGGCGGCGGCUACGGCCGUGGAGGUGACCGGGACCGUGGCGGAGAUCGCGGUCGAGGUGGUGGCGACUAUGGCGGCCGGGGCGAGAGGCGCUACUAAGAGCUCAAGGUUGUUUUGACUUCAAUUCCGGGCGGGCGAGUGAGUAUCGAACGCUGUGAAGGGCUGCGGUGCAGAGCUGCCAACUGCGGACAGAUCAACCGCCGCUACUGAUGGUGUAUGUGAGAUGAGAAGUGUAACUUAUGGGCGACCGCAGCGCAGCGGAGCCUGGGAACUUUUGUCCUGAGGGAUUUUUUUGGCAUAGGCAGCUUGGCUUGUCUGGAAUGGGGGAGGCAGGACGGGAUGGGGUAGCUACUCGGGCAUCUUUGUCUAUCGCGGCAUCUUUCAAUGGCCAUGCAACGAGGCUGGCACUAGGACCGAGUGGCUCCUGGACGAAUGAAUACCGGCGUGUUGUUUAGCGUCCGGUUUCCCUGGUGUGCAUAGCUGAAGCUGUCCGUUAAUCGGCAUGUCUGUCUGUCCGGUGAUGAGUGCUUGCUGUUCACAGGUUGUCUUUGACUUCGUCCGUGUCCGUGUAUGUGUUUCCGCAUUGUGUUUAAAUUUGGGGCGAUGGAGAGAGGCGUCGGCGAAAGAUGCUAAUCAAUAGUUUUUGGUGGUUGGCGAACCGUACUGGGAUUGUCCUUUCGACAGUUGUAAGAUUUGCUGAUCUGCCAAAGUCGCCCCGGGCGCGCGUCUUCGCUGUAUUGCUAAUGAGGAAUCCAUGUCGUGGGCGGGCCUAAGGGACACUGCUUGGCUUGUAUGUAAUUCCGGGGAAUAUAGAGUAUGGAUACGUUUGUAAUAAGUUCCACG
Messenger RNA from Volvox carteri f. nagariensis, 2061 nucleotides. RefSeq lists its product as uncharacterized. Gene Ontology annotation, molecular function: transcription coregulator activity; RNA binding. The transcript is spliced from 9 exons. Bases 1 to 1317 code for a protein of 438 amino acids. Gene Ontology annotation, biological process: regulation of DNA-templated transcription. Lineage: Eukaryota; Viridiplantae; Chlorophyta; Chlorophyceae; Chlamydomonadales; Volvocaceae. Gene Ontology annotation, cellular component: nucleus. The record is from RefSeq and is a predicted model, not a curated record.